Messenger RNA from Synchiropus splendidus (mandarinfish), 2191 nucleotides. RefSeq names its product cell cycle control protein 50A-like. The transcript is spliced from 7 exons. The record is from RefSeq and is a predicted model, not a curated record. Gene Ontology annotation, cellular component: plasma membrane; Golgi apparatus; endoplasmic reticulum. Lineage: Eukaryota; Metazoa; Chordata; Actinopteri; Syngnathiformes; Callionymidae. Bases 216 to 1325 code for a protein of 369 amino acids. Gene Ontology annotation, biological process: phospholipid translocation.
UCCUGUAGGCGGAGUUGUCAACGCGACAGCUCGAUGUCAAACGGUUAGAAAACCUUGUUCUCGGAGUCAGCACCGGUGAAAGGGGCUCCGUCGCCGGCUCAAUCCGCCGAGGAGCCGUCGAAUGUCGGUGUGUUAGCGGACCAAAGCCGCCGCGUGUUCCCGUUUGCAAGCGAGCAGCUCACGCGGCUAGCGCGCGAGCUAAUCCCGGAGCCAGGAUGAUGGCGUCCAGCUACAACGCCAAAGACGAGGACGGACACAUCACGAUGUCCGGGCCCGGAGCCUCGCUCCGAAACAAGAAGCCCGAGAACACCGCCUUCAAGCAGCAGAGACUGCCGGCCUGGCAGCCCAUCCUGACGGCGGGCACCGUCCUCCCGGCCUUCUUCAUCAUCGGCCUCGUCUUCAUCCCCGUCGGCAUCGGCCUGUACGUGACGUCCAACAACAUCAGGGAGUACGAGAUCGACUACACGGGCACCAACGCCUCCAGCCCCUGCUUCAACUGCUCCCAGAACUUCAGCUGGAACAACACCAGGCCGUGCACCUGCUCCAUCUCCUUCACCCUGGAGCAGUCCUUUGACAGCAACGUCUUCAUGUACUAUGGACUCUCCAACUUCUACCAGAACCACCGGCGCUACGUCAAGUCCAGAGACGACAGCCAGCUGAACGGGGACAUGGAUUCGCUGAAGAAACCCAGCAAGGAGUGCGAGCCCUACGCCUACAACAACAACAACAACCGGCCCAUCGCUCCGUGCGGCGCCAUCGCCAACAGCAUGUUCAAUGACUCGCUGGAGCUCUUCUUCCAUGAUCCCAACGGCACCAAAACCGCUGUCCCUCUGACCAAGACGGGAAUCGCCUGGUGGACGGACAAACACGUGAAGUUCAGGAACCCCGGGGGCAACAACGCCAACCUGACGGAGGUUUUCCAAGGGACCAGCAAGCCGGUGAACUGGCGUCGGCCCGUCUACGAGUUGGACUCGGACCCCGACAACAACGGCUUCAUUAACGAGGAUUUCAUCGUCUGGAUGCGAACCGCCGCCCUGCCCACGUUCCGCAAGCUGUACCGCAUCAUCCACAAGAAGAACAACAUGGUCCCCACUCUGCCUCGCGGGAACUACUCCCUGGACGUGGUCUACAACUUCCCUGUUCGCAGCUUCGAGGGCCGGAAGCGCAUGAUCCUCAGCACCAUGUCCUGGAUGGGAGGCAAGAACCCCUUCCUGGGCAUCGCCUACAUCACGGUGGGCUCGGUCUGCUUCUUCCUGGGAGUGGUCCUGCUCAUCAUCCACCACAAGUACGGCAACCGCAACAACAGCGCUGACAUCGCCAACUGAAGAGGCGGAUGUCUGCUCGGUCACAAUGUCGUCCGAAGUGAAGCUCAAGAAUCAUGUGACCGCUCCACUGUCAAGACCUCAUUCUUAGCUUUAGCAUGUGUGUGUGCAGCAAAUCCUGUAGGCCUCGUUUAAUGCAUGUGAUUACAGCGCCCUCCACCGGAGUGUUCUGGUACUGCGUCUAUCUCGAGCCGUUAACCUCUCGAGCGUCGUCUCGCGUCCUCUCCAGUUAUCGUAUGUGGCGGCUUCGCUAGCUGCGGCCUGGACGAGGAAGAUGUGACGCUCCAGCCCGAGCUCAAGUUAGCAUCACGCUACAAACCUGUCCAAAGCUUUCCUCCCGCGCCAGUUGACGUCUGGAAAGAUGGGAAACGUGAGCAAAAGGCUUUUCUAGCCUGCGCCUCCUAAAACACCAAGCUUGUUCCUCUCCUCCCCCCGAACCAUUCCAUGGUGCGAUCGUUCUUUCCUCUUCCUCCUAGCUCAAGUUCAGCUGUCUGCACAUCGGAAACAACCAUCGGCGUCUUUGCUUUUGCCUCACCAUCCUCCUGAGUUAGCAUUUGUUCACUUCCUUUCGUAAAUGAAGCGCCACCCGCUGGGAGGGCAACAGAACUGCAGCAUCAAUGUUUCCACUAUAGACUGUAUCUGGUGGUUCUGCUGAUGUUGAGUCUCGGGUCAUCACAGCAUGAAGACAGCAACCGUGUGUGCGUGUUCUGAGCGAGUGUGUCGGUCACCCGACUCCUGUUUUUAAUCUGGACUGCGAGGCCCGCUGCAUGUCGCCGGAGUUAUUUAUUAAAGCUGCAAGUGAGACGUGCACUGGAUUUGUUGUUACUGUAAUGUUGUUGCUUCACAGGAAUAAAUGUUGAAUGACUCCA